GAUAAAUUGGCAGUGCAAUAUAAUUACUAAAUUUUAAACUUUCCGCCUCUCCCUAGUAACUUCUAUGUGAAACAGUUGCACAACAUGGUAUGGUAUGUUGGCUACACUGCUUAAUUUGCAAAUUUUUGUCUGUAAACAGAACGAAAGAGGUUAUUUGUGGUUAUAAUUUAUACUUCUUAUGUCAGACCAAUUAGUAUUUCAUGAAAGAAACAGUCCCCAUGGACUCACAAUGGAAAAUAUGUUCCACGUCGCCGAUUGCUGCAGGGCUUGUCUACGAAUCGAAUGUUCCCUGACACCGACGACAACCCCUGACAAUGAUUCGAUCAAAUUUUGCGACAAGCUGAUCGCUUGUGUUUCCGAAGUGGUGUGGAUGAAAGAAGGCCUACCAUCACUGAUAUGCACCACGUGCAUAGAACGGCUAAGGGUGGCAUAUGACUUCCGAACAGUCUGCUUACAGUCCGACAAUACCUUGCAACGGUACAUAAGCCAUCUUCCAGAUGAAGCGAAGCAAACACUCAAUGGUCUAAGACCACUAACUACGCCGACAAAAUUCGACUUUAGUAUAGCGACGGGCACAGACAAUUUACCAUGCAUCAUUGAGGAACCACAAAAUGCGGAAUAUCUACACCUGAAACACUUUUUGGACAACGAUGAGGAACUGACCAAAUCGGAUAACUUGGUGGAUACUACGACUUCACGAAGUACGAGUCCGGAUACGAAUGCGGUCACUGUGAACUUUAUCAACAAUAAUCACCACCCCCAAGAGAACCAGCAUCUCCACCAACCACAACCAAUGCACCACCAGCAUCCCGAACAACUUCACUACGAAAGGCCAGUGAUGCACAUGCAGGAACAACUUGUCAAAAAUGAAGAACAGCAAUCGUUGCAGCAAUUUAAGCCUCCGAGACAGGUGAUAAAGCGUACCACCGGUGUCCAGGUCCGACCACCUACACCUUCCAGUGUCCAAGCAGAUGGCAGUGAUCUUAAACCGUUCACAUGCGCAGUGUGUGGUAAAAACUACCGAAAAAAUGCAAAUUUACGUAUUCACAUGCGAACUCACACUGGCGAAAAGCCUUUCGAAUGCCGCUACUGUGAGAAACGAUUUUAUCACUCCUCACAUCUACGCGAACACAUACGAAGACACACUGGUGAGAAGCCAUUUCAGUGUGCCGUUUGCAAUAAGCGGUUUACAAUCAAAGGUGAACUUACAAUGCAUAUGAAAUCUCACACUGGUGAGAAGCCAUACGCUUGCACUUGCUGUGAUCGCCGCUGCCUAACAGCGGCGGAUUUGAAGGUGCACAUGAGGACUCACACUGGUGAAAAGCCGUUCGCAUGCGUGACGUGUGGGAAAAAAUUCGCCAGCACCUACAUUUUAAAUUCGCACAUUAAAACGCACACUGGAGAAAGGCCUUACUCCUGCUCAGUGUGCGAUAAAACCUUCACGCAAUCGUCCCAUUUAAAUGUGCACAUGCGAAAGCACACCGGAGAAAAGGUCAGCUGCAAAAUUUGCGACGCAAAGUUCACCCAUUCCUCUCAACUCACCGUUCACAUGCGCGAGCACACCGGCAAGCAGCCUUACAAGUGCACAAUGUGCGAUAAAGUUUGCAAUUACGCCUCCGAACUGCAGACGCACAUGAUGAAACAUACCGGUGAGAAAUUCGCGUGCGUCACCUGCGAUAAAAAGUUCACGACCACCGCCUAUCUGCAGGAGCACACCCGCACGCACACGGGCGAAAAUCUCUCCACUUGUACCGUCUGCGACCGGCAGUUCACCCGCCAUCAGUAUUUAGAGAAGCACAUGCGUACCCACACAGGUGAAAAGCCGUACACGUGUUUCACGUGCGGCAAGAAAUUCACGCAAUCGUCAUCAUUGAAGGUCCACAUUCGUAUUCACACAGGCGAGAAGCCUUACCAUUGCCAGAUCUGCGACCGCCGAUUCACAACAUCCUCCGAUUUAUCGGCACAUAACAAAAAGCAUAAGAAGUACAUUAAUUUAUAAGUGCAAUAAGGGUGAUAUUUCCGUUUAGACGUGGCUAUCAAAGACUGCUUUUUAUUAACAUAGUUAUAUCUACUAUUUUGUCGAUCAAAAUUUGAAAUGUAUACUGUCGCUUUAUUAGUUUUAAUUUUAGCAUGUAGGUACACAGUGUAACGCAAUAAUUUUGCAAUGUUUUAUUUCAAUAUUGUGUAAUCAUGAUUAAAUAGAAGAGGAAAUAGAUAAGGUUUUUCCAAU
Molecule: messenger RNA, 2230 nt
Organism: Photinus pyralis (common eastern firefly)
Lineage: Eukaryota; Metazoa; Arthropoda; Insecta; Coleoptera; Lampyridae
Product: zinc finger protein 2-like
Exons: 2
Coding region: 179-1999 (606 amino acids)
Cellular component (GO): nucleus
Molecular function (GO): zinc ion binding
Source: RefSeq, a predicted model, not a curated record